UCUCUCUCUCUCUCUGUGUGUAAUGGCAGAAAGCGCCUCCGAAUCUCUCUGUAAUGGCGGAAAAACCCUCCAAAUCCCGUCGAUCGAACUCCCAUGCCUGCUUACUCCUUUCUGCAAUUUCAACCGAUUUUCGAUCUCUACUCUCCAUAAACCCUAAUUUCCAAGAAUCUCUCCUUCGUUAGAGAAACGCACGAUCGAGAGCAGUCAAACCCUAGUUUGAAUUGAUUCAGUGAGUUUUCAGGAAUCUCUUCUUCUAUUGAUUGGUAAUCAGAUCGAGUAAGAGCUUUUCCUUUGAUAUGGAAUCGGCCAUUUCGAUUUCCCUUCUGCAUCCGGCAUAUCUGAUCAUCAGAAGUGAAUGAUCGUCCACGCAUCUGUACGAAAGCAGGUCCCGUCGUUCACUACGCGACGAAAAAGGACAGUUGUAGUAGUAGACUGGUAGGAGGUAAGCUGCAAAAUGACAGUUGAAAAUGAUGAUGGUACUGGCCUUCGUCUUGCAAUCCUCCGACAAGAAGAUGAAGAAGAAGAUGAAGAAAUGGUGGGAAAAGAAGAAGAGACAAUAAGUCAGGAGCAGCAAGAGCACUAUGUUAUCCGAUCAUCGACCCCCAACCCCACCACAUUGAUUAUCCGUCAGCUUCCUUCUCAGGGACUCUCUUUCCAGCUCUGGCCGGCGGCUUCCACCCUUAUGUCCUUCCUUGACCAAUCCUCGUCGUCAUCAUCCAACAGCCCCUUCCUAUCCUCCAUCUCCCAACGGCCUAUCCGUAUCCUUGAGCUUGGUUCCGGCACCGGCCUUGUCGGCAUCGCUGCAGCUGCAAUUCUUGGCGCCCAUGUCACCAUCACCGAUCUCCCCCAUGUCCUCCCCAACCUCCAAUUCAAUGCCAACACCAAUGCUACUGCCGUGGCCUCAAACAGCGGGGUUGUUGAUGUACGAUGCCUCAGGUGGGGAGAGCCUGAGGACAUGGCAUCCAUCGGCCACCAAUUCCAUCUCCUCCUUGCGUCUGAUGUUGUCUACCAUGACCACCUCUUCCACCCUCUACUCCAAACCCUCUCUUUCUUCCUGCAAGGAGACGUGGGACUAGUAAUGGCUCAUCUGAGAAGGUGGAAGAAGGAUUCCGCCUUCUUCAAGAAGGCAAAGAAGCUGUUUGAUGUAACGAUGAUACAUAGGGAUGAUCCAUUGCCUGGCUCUCGAACUGGUGUUGUUGUUUACCAUUUUGCUGAAAAGGGUCGAAACAAAACCAUCAUGGAACCUAUCCUGUGAUCUUUAUUGUUCUCUUGAAUUGUCAGGAAUCAGAAGAAAGAAAAAGGGCCAUCAUCUCAUUCUUCAUAUGUAGAAUCAAAGACAACCUCUCGUCUCAUCAGAACAUGAAUGCUCCUCACAACAAUUUUCAAAAUGACAUAAACACUGCUUUAUUUUGCAUUUCCAA
Messenger RNA from Magnolia sinica, 1421 nucleotides. RefSeq lists its product as uncharacterized. The coding region runs from base 455 to 1255 and encodes 266 amino acids. The transcript is spliced from 2 exons. NCBI's taxonomy places the organism in Eukaryota, Viridiplantae, Streptophyta, Magnoliopsida, Magnoliales, Magnoliaceae. The record is from RefSeq and is a predicted model, not a curated record.